AUGUGUGCGGAGUUGGACAAGAUGGUAGCGGCGAGGGGGCUCUGGUGUUUUUACAACCGGGCUCUGGCCGUUAGAAACCGCUGUCAUCUCCCUUUAGGGCUCGGUGUGGUUUCUAAUCACCUACGUACUUUCACCCUAGCUAGUAGUUUAAGUCGGGCUGAAAAGGAGCAGGAUUUGCAGGCGAAUCCCUUUUACAACAAGUACCAGAAUAAGAUCCAGGAGCUGCGAAGGACAAAACCAGAUGAGUAUGAGGCUCGUAUAGCAAAGAAAGAAGAAGUUAAGAGGCAGCCCCUAGGACGUUCAAAGCAGGGUGAAUUUGUCAAACUAAUGGAAACAGAGUCAAAGCAACUUGGUGAAAGAACAUCUGGGAAGAGACCUGGUUUCACUAAAGAUAAGACUCUCCAGUCAAUACUCAAUCUGGAUAUGGUGAAAGACAAAACUCCAGAUGAAAUAGCACAAAUCUGGAAUAUGUACUUUGCUUCAAAGAAUACAAUUUCUGCCGUGAUUCCUAGUACUACAUUUGAGCUGAUGUACAGCAGGUCACAGAGAUGUCCCACAUUCCUAUACACUUUGCCGAGACAAUCAGGCUAUGAGUUCUUCGUGGGUCAGUGGUCCACAACUGAGCUUCAUUUUUCCUCAUUAAUAAAUCUUCAGUCUUUAGGAGAGAAUUCACCAAGCCAGCUCAUAAUAUAUCAUUACCCUGACCUUCAGAAGGAAAAGGGCAUCGUUCUUCUUACUGCAGAAAUCGAUACAACUUUUCUGAGUGUACAAGACGCACAGUGUCUGGCCAAUGAAGCACAGCUAUUCUACGCUACAGACUGCCAAAGGACCUUUAAUCUGGUAGAGACAUUCAACCAUGAACCCAAUGAAUUCAAGCACAUGUCAGUCAUUGCUGAGAUUGAGCAGCAUGGAAUUGGAGGCCAGUUGAUGAAAGAGGAAAAUAAGCAGACAUAGAGGUGUAUAUUUCUCAUGAGAGACUUGAGACAUUUAUUAUCAAUAAAUACAAGUGAUUUUUUUUUCCAUGGUGCUGAAACAAAACAAAAUUUACUGUAUUUGUUAUUGAUGGUGAUGCGCAGGAGCUUUGUCAAACAAAUCUCGGCAUGAGAAGGUAUUGAAGCAUUUACUUGAACACAGCAUGAGGGGAUUUUAAAUCAAGAAAAAGAGGUGGCAAAGAGGAGGAACUCCUAGAGCUUAGCAUGCCUCCUGAUGGUGGUGUGAUCAAUAUCAACAAUACUAAAGAAGGUGGUCCUACAGCAUCAACCUAUUUCCUGUCACCAACCUAUUUCCACCUCUGUAACAUUGAAAACUCCACUGGUGUCUCACCCACAUCUUUGCUAUCCUCGAGCCUUAUUAUUUGAAUGCAUACUUGACUUGCCAUUCUUGUUCUCCCAUCUAUAAAUGUCAAUACAUUAUCCAAAUUCAUACAAGAACAUGUUUAACCAUCUCCCUAGUGCUUACUAUCCUAGAGAUGAUUCUGAUUAAGCUUACUUGAAUUUUAAAAUUUUCUUCCACUCCCUUGGUCUUGCCUCUCCCUUUUUCUUUAAUAUCGAAGGUGAGGACUAGUAAGAUAGUUAAGUAGGUCCUACUGCAAGUUUGGACCAGGGUUUUGAAAGGGUAGGCAAAAGUACGGCUGAUCAAGAAUAUAUUAAAAUGUUUGAGACUUCAAGAUUUUAAAAUGUAGAUGAGCACUAAUGGAGUCAGUAAUGUUACAGAGAUGGAAAUGAAUAAUCACGAUGUUGCUUCAGUCUGUGGUUCAGAAUUUCUGUGACACUGAGUCUGCAGCCUUGUUCAGUCACUUACGGUUAACUGGAUGCUAGAAUUGGUGACAACAGAAUUGUCCUUGGAAGUCUAUUUAGUGGUUUCAUUUUUUUUCCCUUGUUGAAAAUAAAAAACGGCUACAGAUGCUGAAAAUCCAGAAAAUGCUGCAUUCAUUCAACGGGUUGAACAGUGUAGUAGGUUUAACCUGCUGUUUCCAGCAUUUUCUAUUUUUAUUUCAACUUACCUAAUUUUAAAAUUUGAUGCAGAUUAGAUAAAUGUUUAUGUGACGCAGGUUACUUUCCAAAGGGAGUCUGGCUGUAAUAAAAAUGAUAUCCUGUUAGAGAUCUAAUAAAUGCAUUUUGUCAAAAUGUGUGCAACCUUCC
Messenger RNA from Hypanus sabinus (Atlantic stingray), 2141 nucleotides. It is a transcript of the gene atpaf1, whose product is annotated as ATP synthase mitochondrial F1 complex assembly factor 1. The record is from RefSeq and is a predicted model, not a curated record. NCBI's taxonomy places the organism in Eukaryota, Metazoa, Chordata, Chondrichthyes, Myliobatiformes, Dasyatidae. The coding region runs from base 1 to 954 and encodes 317 amino acids. Gene Ontology annotation, biological process: mitochondrial proton-transporting ATP synthase complex assembly. The transcript is spliced from 9 exons. Gene Ontology annotation, cellular component: mitochondrion.